This is a messenger RNA of Amphiprion ocellaris (clown anemonefish), 9700 nucleotides long. RefSeq names its product mucin-5AC. NCBI's taxonomy places the organism in Eukaryota, Metazoa, Chordata, Actinopteri, Pomacentridae. The coding region runs from base 387 to 3779 and encodes 1130 amino acids. The record is from RefSeq and is a predicted model, not a curated record. The transcript is spliced from 11 exons.
ACGCGUCGUUCUUUCCUCUCAUCUCUGGAGACGCGGAGUGAUUUGGAGGCAGCAGCCUGGAGGCGGCGGGCGGCUGCUCCGGUGUGUGUCCGACCCACAGUGCGGCUCCCACCGGCGGACACACGUGUGUCUCAUUUGGCCGCUGCAUCCCCGACAGCUCAGCUUCCUCCACAAGGAAGUGAUGGAGGAGGAAAGUUUGUGACGCCUCUGCGUUUGGUUCGGGACCGUCCGCAGGAAAAAAAACUGCAGAGCCUGAUCGCUUUGCGCAGUUCGCUCGCCCUCGUCGUUCCGUGCGUUACCGUUUACUAGGAUUCAGUAAAUCUGAGAAAUCUGUAUGGAUUUGGGAUUAACAGGGUCUCCGACAGUGAAAUGUCUCAGCAGUGGAAAUGCAGCUCCACGCCUGUCUGUUGCUUUUUAUUAUCACAACAGAUAAAAUAUUGGCCUCGUCACACCAUCAUUGUGGUGGAAAUGUCUUCCUGGAUGAAGAGCCUGCAGGCCACAUCAGUCUCACUUCACCUGGACUAUUCACCGACACCAGCACACUCGACUCCGUGAAGCAGCACUCUGAAGAAUCCUUACAGGCUUCAGUUUGCACUUGGAUGAUAGAUAUUCCUCUGGGGAGGACGGUACUUUUAAAGUUGGAACGUGGAUGGAACAUAUCAGUGCGCUGUGUCUGGAACGAGGAAGUUCGGGUCUUGGACGGCGGAGGAACGACUCUGCUGUCCGGCUGCGACAGAAACAAAGCCGCCCUCACUUGGACAAGAGCAGAACGUUCUCCAAACACAGUUCAGUUGGCUUAUUAUGUCCAGGAAGAUGAGAGGAAUUCCUCGGAGGACGGCUCAACCCGCCAUCCAGACCUUACUCAGUGGUCUCAGACAGGAACCAGCUUUACAAGUGUUGGUCAAGAUGUGGUGAGAGGCACAGAGGAGGGCAGAGGUCGCCUCUAUGAAGGUCAGGAGUGGAGCUCUGGGCCUCAGUCUGUGUCUAGUGGCUCCUCUCAGGACCAGGGGCUGCUGCUCCCCACCUCACCCCAGCAUCGACACCCUGUCUCUGGGAGAGCCGAUAGGGAAACUCUCCCUCUUCCUGAGGAAAAGCCAAACAAUGGAGCGGAUACAUCUGGAGCUGCUCACCUCACUGAUCGUCCCCUGACUGCCAGCGAGGGAACACGCCCAUAUUUUGUGCAUGCAUUCAGUACAGACGGCAAAUCAAACACAGCAAACCCCAGUGAGGAGAUCCCACAAACCCAGAUAACAGAUGCAACAGGCAGGAGGUCCAGCGCUUUGCAUGGCACAGAUCCACCCAAACAUGCAUCCACUGAGACGUCUGAACACACAGACAAACAUAGCGCCAGCUUUCUUCCUCUCACCUCUUCUCCUCCUGAGCUACCUUCCAGGACGAUCUGGGAGAUUCUCAUUCCACACAGUGCAGCUGUUAGCGGGACACCUGGAGAUAACCAGCCUCAUUCCUGGAGGAGCCAGCGAAGCACAGACAGACUCGCUUCUGAUCUGACCUCCAUCACCACCACCACCUCCGACCCUUUAAAGUCAUCCACCACACCUCCGCAGCAUGAAUCACACAGUGACACUGGACCCACUUCAUCAUCUUCACAGGGCCCCGGCAGUGUUCAAUCAUCCGCCACCCACAUCACAGAGCCCGACGCUGCUGUUGGUACUGUGGAGGCUGCUUCACUUCAUCCAAACACAAGUCUAAGUGACUCACUGGUGUCAGAUGUUACCGCUCAGACUGCUGUGUUUGAGUUGUCUGAUAAGACAGUGAUGACGAGUCAAACAGACUCUCCUCAAAGCACAGAGAGCCUCACACACUCUCCAUAUACUUCAUCUCCAUUACUUACACAGAUGGGCAACAAAGACACACAAACAGAAAGUCCACAAAGACAUUUCAUGACUACCAACACCGUCUCCAUCUCACCCGACAAUACCAAGGAGCAUAAACAGACUUUAGGUUCCACUGCUUCUCUUUUUACUCCAGCAGCACCGCUGACAAUGGGAGAUGUAGUCCACUCAGCUCUCACAGGAACCACUAGAGGAACAUACACACCACCUCCAACUACACACUGGCAUGACAGCUCACUCACAGAUUCACCAACAUCUGCUCCUCUUUUGUCAUCCAGCACAUCCACAGACUCAUCUACACCUUCAUACACACUCCAAACACACACUGUGUCUCCUGAUAGUUCACAAACAACUCUGACCUUCUCUGUCACUGAAGCCACCGUUCACACAGUCUUUGUUGACCACAAAACCACACCUGCACCCCCACAGACACCCCCUCAUUCAAACAAGCACGUGCAUCUGCCAGUGUCUACUUAUGAAUCUCCUACACAUAAACAGCGGCACAAUGCUGUCACUGCUACACGUAGCCCUGUGCUCUCACUGACAACUAUACAGUCUGAUUAUAAAGAUGGGGAGGUAAGAGUAGAGACAGUGGACAGCGUCUGGCUGUGGUCUCCAAGAAGCACAACUGCACGCACAACCACAGCUGGACCUCCACAGCGACCUCCACUCCAGACCACACUACAUCCCAGCCAGGAGAACCACUCAACGGUAACAACUGCAGCUGUAACCUCCACUUGGAGCUCCACAAACAGCCCCAAGUUCUACAUUGUGCCAGACCAGCCUGCUGCCAUCAGAGUGGAGUCAAUUGAGCUGCUGCUGCAGAUAGUUGUAGAAGAGUCCAGAUCUGCUUUUACUGCUGGCUUGGAUGAAGACACUGCUGUCUGGGUGGUGCCGUACCUACAGAGAGCCCCAGGAUUCACCAGGCUGCUGGGAGUCUGGAGCAGUGGCCAUGCAGUGCAGAGUCUGGUGGAGUUUAAAACCAGCGAGGCUCUGCAGUGGCUCAGCAUGGAAGGACCCACAUCACUGUUGGAACAAACAGGACUAGCUCAGGCUGUUCGUGAGGGGACGACCUUCAGAUCGUCCAAGAUCACCAACAUCACACUUGGAGGGCUGCAGGGUGACGUGUGCGACUGGUUGCUGCAGUGCCCCUCAGGCUAUAGAUGUGUGUCCCAGCCAGGCUCUUCCAGCUACAGCUGCUCCUCUGUCUGCCGCUCUGACUACUGCCACCACCACGGCAUCUGCACACAUCAUCCAGGCCAACUUCCAGUCUGCCGCUGCCUUGCAGGUGAUGACUUCUGGUUUAUGGGUCAGAGGUGUGACACGAGGAUGACUCGAGCACGGCUUGUGGGCGCCUGUCUGGCCAUCUUGCUCAUCAUAGUGACAGUCAUCGGAGUUUUGGCCUUUGUGGCAGUGCGACGCUAUCGAGCCAUUCUGAUCCAGGCCAAAGUGGACCAGACUCGCAGCAGCUAUCGCAGGUUCAACCACUUUGACGAGCUGUCCGGUCGGUUCUGGUUGCGUUCGUGGGCGGGUUCGGCAGACUCACUGGACAAUCCCGCCUUCACACGCUCCGACGACUUACUGCAUCUGCGAGCGCUCGACCGCCCCUGCUGUUACCAUGACGAUACGCUGUCGCUGGGCUCCACCUGCCCCAGCCAUGGAGCACACAUCAGUACCAUCUACCCCCAUAGCUCCCAGUACGGCUGGAGGGGGAGUGAGAUGAGUAUGGGGGAUGGUGUGCUGGACUCAGGUAAGGCCAGCGACCUUUCUGUCUGCAGCUGGCCUGUUGAACCCAUUCACUGGACUCCGUUCCCGCUUCUGCAGCAACUGGCUUCCCACAGGACGCCCACAGUCAGAGUGUCACGGCCGAGGUCUUACUGUGAGGGCAUGGAGCUGGUAGACCUGGGGAAGAGCUGGACUGCUUGAUAUCCAUAAAAACUAAUUAAACUGCUCUGACACUGGUAUUUGCAGUUCAUUAUUGCAUUGUAAAACUCAAAUGUUCUUGUUUUGUAAAUAAAAAACUCAAAACAAUAAAUGUAUGCAUGUGUAGUGGUUUAUAUUUUUUUGUAAACUUCUUGCUAAAUUUUCGAGUUUUAAUCAGCAAUUUGUUCCUGAUGUCUGUCAAAUAUGGUACAGAAUGAUAUGUAAUAUUUUAAUAAAAUUGAAUCUUGCUGUGGGCAAGAAUAUAUGUAUUUUAUAAUUUAUUUUGGAAUUAUUUAAUGUCUUUGUGAUUUUAAACAUGCAAUACUUUGCUUUUUACUGUAAUUUUUUACAGAAAGUGGAGAACAAACCAUUAAAACACAAAUAAGGCAAAAGAACUUAAGGUAAAAACAAAUAUUUUAGGAAAUCACUCUUUGUUUUCUUCUCAAGCCUAUAUGAGACAACUGAUACCUCUAGCAUGUUUGUAUGGAAAAUAAAACAUUACAGUCAAUUAUCUUUGCUUAGUUUAGCAUCUAGGCUGGAAACAGAGAAACAGCUAGUCUAGCUCCAUCCCAAAAAAAAUGAAACAAAACAAUAUAUCCACCUACUAGCUUACCAAAGGAAAUAUUAGUCACAUUAAUUUGUACAAAAAACAAAGAAUAGAAACAGCACAUUAUAGUUGCAAGAGGGGUUAUGUGCUGAACCAUUUGUAGUCCAGGAGCAGUGACUUUCUACAAUCCUGCUCAAGAAAUAGUCCAGCAAACAAAUUAUCUUUAAAGCGAUUGUGACUAUGUUGAUAGUCUAAUCAGGUAUACGUAUAAAUAACAAACUUAUGUUGGCUACUUUGGUACAUGCUAGCUUUGUAAAGUACAGACUGGGUAUGUGCUGUAGUGUUUCAUGCAUUUUGUAACAAAAUUUUUCACAAAACUGGUUACACGUAACUGCCCAGUAGGCUAACCUCCUCACUUAUUGCUCACAUACACGGUUGGUCCUGUUUUCUGUCAAGGUAAUGCUCCAUGUGGGCAUUUCAUAAAACUAAACUGUUAAAAACUAUGAAGUAAACCUCUCUCCUGUGGCUGCUGUGAAGUUUCCUUCCAGCCAUGAAGAAAUGCAUUUUCUUACGUUUAACACCGAGGGGUCCUAAUCUAGAUAUUACAGUGAAUUACAGACACCAAACAAAGCUGUGUGGAAGCAAAGCUUUAGGGCUAAUUCAUACUUUCAAGUGUUUAGACCAGCAAGAUGGACAGCAGAUGCGUUUCAAUUCAGCGUGCUGUGCAGUCGGCUGCAUUACUCCAUAUCAUCAUAUGGAUCGUGGAAUAACACUUUGGGCUACUGUGAAUGAUGUUUCUGAAAGACUACUUACAGAUUGGGCUGCAGCACCAUCUUAGUGAUUAUUCCUGAGGUAUAUCGAGCACAGUGGACAGAUAUAGCACAGGAUUUCUGGACAAUUUGCAACUUCACACUGUGCUAGACACAGCGGUGCAAAUCAAAGCACCUCCAAAGUUCUAGAGCGACUACUUCAAUUACAAAUCUUUUAAAAUGAAUGAGUAAGAUGUGGAUCGUGGAGAAUCUGUUUACACAGUUAACAAGUUUUAUGUACCAUUUAUUAUCCUUGCACAUGCGGCAUCAGUUUGUUUUCAGUGCACAGUUGGCACUGACACAAAUUUCACUGCCUGGACAAGCCUGCAUAGACCUUUCAAGACUUGGAUGGAUGACAAAUAUUCAGUCAAGCAAAUACGAAAAGCAAAAGUUGGCGUUUACAGCUUCCUCUUUUUUGACUUCCUCAUUCUAAGCUAACCUAACCAGCUGCUGAGUGUAUAUUGACCUCAAACUAUGUGAUACUGUAAGUGAUAUCUCUCUUCAUACCAAUCAUUCCACAACAAAAUUGAACUUAGAGAAGUGUAAAAUCUGUUUCUGGUCAAUAUGACAAUUAGCUCAAACAUACACAUCUCAUAACAAUAAUAAUGACUCCAAAUAAUUAAAUGUACAAAAUUUAAAGUCAGAGCAUGUGAUUCUCAAGUGAACAUUUAUGCUUGUGGACAUAAUAGGAAGGGAAAUGCGGGAAAUCUGGUCUUUGUUACCUAUUGAAAUACCUUAACUAGCUAAAUAUCAACAGUGUUUCUCUAAAAUCACAGACUUCACUUCUAAGCAAACACCGUAACAGAGAUUUAUGUGUCAAAGAGCUGAGCAAGCCAACUGGGAUCACUGAUUUCUUGUUCUUUAAAUAUUUUAUUCAGAUAUUUGCUCCACUCAAGGCUGCAUUACCACCCAGACCAAGUGGCAAACUUGACUGUCCCAGGUUCACUUUGUGCCACUUGUUUGUAUCCAGUUUAAUUGUAUUAAAGUUGGUUUAGGUACUUGCAAAAUACUACUACUACUAAACCUCCUUCAUCAUUCCUGUGCUAAUCUUAAUCCUGUCUUGCAGAAUCCUAUAUCUUGACCUUCAUUUGGUUGUGCAAAGAACAAACUGUCUGCUCCUGAGGCCACAAGCAGCCUAAAUCAGCCAUUGCUUUGGGCUACAUCUGUGGGGCAUAGUUGCUAAAUACAGCUAUUUCAUGUUUAAUUUGAAAUGUGAAAGUGGCUUACAGACCACUAACUCAUCACCUGAGAAGCAGUGAACUGUUUUAAAGGGGGGAUUUCUGUCUGAAAAAUUAGAAUAUUUCACUUCUUCUCAGCUUUUUCCCUUCUUACUUGAGUACUCACAUGAGCCACACCCACCUCUCAAUGCUGUGUAAUGAAACUCUGUUGGAAUGUGACGCCAUAAAUGACUGGGAUAGAUGUGCAGAGAGUGAAACUGGCAAAUAUGCACACUGACCUUGUGUUGCACUCAUGUAAUUGCAGUGUGAAAUAAAACAGGAGAGUGUUUGAUUUUGGGAGGCAGGAUAUGUGGCAAAUAAAGGAAGAGAGUUAAUGGGUGUUUAAAGGAGAGGGAUCGCACUAGGGAUAGGGAUGACUGGGAAGCAGACUCAAGCUACCUGCUAGCUUCUUCCAUAUACGGUCUUAGAGAGAGCCCAGAGCCAGGCCCAUGAGUUUCUCUGACUGUGUGAGUGAGCAAUGCAGGGUGUGUGUGUGUGUGUGUGUGUGUGUGUGUGUGUGUGUGUGUGUGUGUGUGUGUGUGUGUGUGUGUGUGUGUGUGUGUGUGUGUGUGUGUGUGUGUGUGUGUGUGCUGCAAUGCAUGCAUGAGUCACACACAGCUGAGUUUUGAAAUUUCUCAAGGACUGGUUUGAGUGUCCACAGGAAACGUUGAGAAAUUCCAGUCAGGAAGGAGUUAAGGGAUUGCAAAGUUGUAUUUUUUUUUUUUUUUUUUUUUUUACAAAAAAAAAACCAAAAAACAAUGUUGCUAUUCACUGACAUUCUAAACAUAAAUUAGAUGAAGUGUGCUGAAAAAUUAAGGUGAAUGGUGGCAAACUUUCACUCUCCCCCCAAAGACACACACACAUUCACAUGCACAGCCUUAAAAAGGGAGAUUCAUUCAUUUCCUCAGACUGGUCACAUGACCUGAGCAGUGCAUUCUUCCUCCCCAUGUGACUGGCUCCAAUAUCUCCUUAUAUGGACGUCAUCCAAAGGAGCUCUUAAAGGGCUGGUUGUCCUGCCCUGGGUCUAUACUUGGUGUGUGUGUGUGCGUGUGUGUCUCUGUGUGUGUGUGCAUGUGCGUGCGUGUGUGCGUGUGUGUGUGUGUGUGUGUUUGGAGCAGGAUAACGCCUGUCUGAGAAGCCAGUUCCCUGAUCAGCUCAUUCACCCUCUCCAUGGUGUCCUGAGCUGCUCCCCACCUGAUGAUACAUGGACAUGCCUGUGUGUUUGCAGGCCUGUGUUGUCACAUCCUGCGUGCAUCUGCAGAAGACAGGCACUGUGGAAAUCCUGUCCCUUUUGGUGAACCAACUCCCAUAUAUCCAUAUUAGGAACACAUAGAGCCAGUGAGAAUUCCUAGUGUAAGUUUAUGAGUCUUUGUCUGGUGCCCUUAUUGAGUUAAAACGGCACCCUGACCCACCCACCUAGUCUCGGGUCAACUUCUGACAUGCGCUCUGCAAGAGGAUUUCCGUCUUGAAACCAAAUAUUUUAUUAAAGCAAGUAUCUGGUCAUGUGAAUGAACAGGUGUGUGUGCAUACUCAAGUGAGUCAUACAAAUUUCAUAAUAGGCCUCAGAGAUUCAUUAUGACACCUGUUUAUUACGUCUCACUCAGGCUGCAAGGUUAAUCAGCCCUCUAAGCUCACUUACACAUCACCAGUGAGGUGAUGAAAGAUAAGAGAUUUACACUCUCCCGAGUCUGGCUGUAAACAUACCUCAGCUUAACCGCACUUAUCACUGUCACUCUGCUGUGGGUGUGUGGGUGUGUGUGUGUGUGCGUGUGUGUGUGUGUGUGUGUGUGUGUGUGUGAGACACUGACAGGGUGUCAACAGUGCUGUCAGUGACCCUGAGACUGUAAUCACCCCACGUCCUGGUUGGUACCAUGAGUGAGUAUCUGUGAUGAGUGGGAAGGUUUCGCAUUGGUAUAGUCUGUUUUUACUGCAUUGCAUUAUCUCCGUCAUUGAAAUGAAAUGAAUUAUGGAUUUGUUUGUUGGUUUUCCAGUGCACAAACAUAGAACAGAUGACAGUAGUCUGAGAGCAGCCAGUGUGAUCAAGACAUCUAGGCCCCAAGGAUUAAAUUAACAUCAGUUAUCACACUGUUGACUGAAUAUUACAUUGUACUUUUGCCCAUUGUAAAAUUACCAAAUGCAUAAAAGCACAUAUUUCAAAUUGUCUUAUAAUUGAGAGCAAUUCUGUGUUUUGCAGCAUUAGUUAUUUGAUUUGUUGCCCACUUGUGCAUCAAUACAGUCAAUUAGGGAAAGACACCCACCCAUAGGAACUUAAAUAUAUCCAUAAUACAUAAAAUACAUCUUGCUUAUCAAUAUAAUAUGUGUACAAAAAGGAUGCUUAAGUGAACAAAUUUAAAGUGUAAUUGAUUUACGACAGAUUGCACUUUGUUAUUCUAUAACUUAAUGUAAAGGCCUUUUGGAAAGGGACAUCUUCACCCACAGCCUGCAGAAGAUGCCCUUCCUAUGGGGGCAAGAAGUCCCUUAUGAUUCAUGCUUAUGUGCAAGACUACAUUUUUAGAACAUUAGGACAUAAAGUUAAUGAGUUUGCCUUUUCAGACAGCCAGUAAUAUUUUCUUUUACCGCUCAAUAGCUAUUAUGUUACUAUUAUGUUGCUAUAUUAGUCGAUGUUGUUUAUAAAUCAUCAAUAAUCUAGAUUAGAGUAUUGAAAUAAUUGAUAUCCAUUGGGGCUUCUUACUCCAUAUCCCUUGAAAGUCCUACUUUGACAUUUUCACAUAUUAUUAAACAAUGUAUGUUAUUAUUUUUUCCUCAACUUUCACAAGGCUCUCAUAUAAACAGUAUAAAAGCUUUUAAGUGUAUAUUAUUUUCUUGUCAUAAUAUGAUAUCAACAUACCUCCAAAACACCUGUACUGAUUUUAUGCUAUUUAAUGACUUGAAAGGACGCUAUUAUCACAUGAAAGACCUGAAAUUAAACUGGCAGCAUCUAAUGGUCAGGGGAGGAAUUAUGGAGAUAAUCUUAACCUGUUUUACCCCCUAUCAUCUUCACGAUUGGGAUAAUAAUAAUAAUAAUAAUGAUAAAGAGAUAUGAUAAGGGACAGCUGUAUUGAAGCCCAGAUUGAUAACUUUGGGAGUAUAUAGGUUAGUUCCAUGCUCUGUCCUCUUCUGUGUCACAGCAGAGACUCGCUAUCUGCAUGCGCCACACCCAGUGGACGCGGCUGGACCAAUCAGAGGGCGCUGUGCGGAAAGUUUCCUUUUAUGGAGAGGGGCUGCAGCACGAGCUCUGAUAAAAUCCUGCAAUUUAUUGGCCUCCAUUGCAGUCCAGUUCAGACACUAAACUCAAGCGGAGCGUAGAGCUCAUACACAGUCCUCCUCAGCAGAAAACCCUCCCUCACACAG